UCAACCAGUGCCAGAACGGUCGCCGCUAGAAGCAGAUGUGCUGUAUUUAGUGGGGUGCACCCAGUAGUCGUCAGUGCGCGAAACACACGCUGCUGCUAACAUUAUAUCGAAUGUCAGCCGGCGCGCCGCUUCAUUCUAUUUGGUGGUGCUAGAGCUAUUCGGAAGAAAGUGUGAGAACCCGAAGCCGUCCUCUUCGUUUGAGCCGCUGCUGUGCUGAAACGCAACGAAUUUAUGGUCGCAAAAACCUUUCCCCUCCGGCAGCAGUGACUUCGAUUGUUGUUAUCUGUAGCCCGGCCCAGGGUUCUCUAUAAUUCAGUAAUCAGUGAGAGUGGAAGAGUGCAGCAGUAUAGCUAGUCGCUAUCAGCAGAAGUCCAUCAUCGCCGUUGGUUCUCAUCGCCCGCUUCGGUAGAGCGUGGAAUGCGUAGGCGAUUGGCGGGUUGGGAUUUAGAGCACGUGACAUUGACAUUGAGUGUUGUGGCGGCGGCAGCGGCGGCGGCCAAAUCGACGACCGGUCGGCAUCAGCAUCGAGCAUCAUCAUCAUUCGCAGAAACAGCAACAGCAGCAACGCGUUCUAUCCGUCUAAUUCGGUGACAACAACGAUAUCAACGAUAUACGGAGAGCGGCGUGCUCGACACCACCCGAAGAGGAGGCAGAGUGCAUCGUGCGAAGCGACAAUCGCGGUGGAGAUCUCAUCCACAUCACAUCCUUCCAUCGCCAACCAGCGCCGUCCAGUUUGAGACCUACAACCGACCGAAGAACAGCAGCCGGUAUUCUGUUCCGGGUUUAGAUCGUUAGUAUUAAGUAGCAUCACAUAGUUCGUAAUAUUACCAAAAACAAAACAACAACAAAAAAUGCAUUUCAAAGAAGUCUGCAACCGCCGAUGCAUUCUGACGUCCGGAGGUGUCUUUCUGCUGGCGUUCGGAGUGUUCUUCACAUUCUGCUUCCAUUCGGUGUUCCGGGACAUAUUGUAUGAGGAACUAAAGCUCCGUCCAACUUCGCGAGGGUAUGACGCAUGGGUAACGCCCCCGUUCCCCCUUUCGAUGGACGUGUACUUCUUCAACUGGACCAAUCCGGAGGAUCUGAAAAACCACAGCACCAAACCGAUCCUGGAGGAGCUGGGCCCGUACCGGUUUACGGAGCGACCGGAAAAGGUGGACAUCGUGUGGCACAAUCACAACUCAACGGUUAGCUACCGCAAGAAGAGCGUGUACUUUUUCGACGAGGAGGGAAGCAACGGCUCGCUGGACGAUGUGAUCAGCAGCAUCAACGUGGUGGCGCUGUCGGCAGCCAACCGAGCACGCACCUGGGACUACGUACGCCGAAAGGGCGUAUCCAUGGGUCUCUCUCUCUACGAUCAGGACGUGUUCGUGGCCAAAACCGCGGGAGAACUGCUCUUCGAUGGCUACGAGGACAACAUGGUUCUGAUGGGCAAGCAACUGUUCGAUGCCAGCGAGGUACCGUUCGAUCGUGUCGGCUGGUUCUACACGCGCAACAACUCGGCGGACCUGAUCGGGCACUACAACGUUCACACCGGGGUGGAUGACAUCAUGAAAAUCGGUUCGAUGGCCGAAUGGAACUACAAGCCGCGGACGAACUUCUUCGCCGAUCACUGCGGGAUGUUGAACGGUUCGGCCGGGGAGUUCUAUCCACCGAACUUGUCCAAGGACGUGCCGAUUCAGCUGUUCACACCGGAUAUGUGCCGCAGUCUGCCGCUGGACUUUGAACGGGAGACAGAGGUGGCCGGGAUCAAGGGAUACAAGUACGCCGGAGGUCCGCGGACGGUCGACAAUGGUACGAUGUUCCCGGAAACGGCUUGUUUCAACAGCGGAGAGAUCGUACCGUCCGGGGUGUUGAACAUCUCGGCUUGUCGAUUCGGUACGCCGGUGUUCAUGUCGUUUCCCCACUUCUACGGGGCGGACGAGUUCUAUCUGAAUCAGGUGGAAGGGCUGAAGCCGAACAAGGACAAGCAUCAGUUCUACAUGACGAUGGAACCGACUACGGGAAUCCCCCUAGACGUCGCCGCUCGAUUCCAGUUGAACAUUCUCAUCCAAUCUCACCCAAGCAUCGCCCUCUACGAAGACGUCCCGCGGGUGUUCCUACCGGUGCUCUGGUUCGAGCAGCACGUCACCAUGAAGCCGGAGUUCACCGGUGAAAUAGCCCAGGCCCUCAGCAUCCCAACGACGGCCCGCAUCUGUGGAAUCGUGAUGCUCGUUCUCGGGGCCAUUAUGGUCGCAUGGACCCCGAUCGAACGGCUCAUGUUCCGUGGUCGGCGACGGGACAUUGUCACCGAUGCCACCGGGACCGAGAAGGUUCUUCUUCAGCAGAAUCUAGCCAAAACCGCGAUCCUGGUGCCGGAGAAGGAGAAGGAAGCGGUCGGAGAGAAGUUGUCCACCAUCGUUGAGGCACAUCCGUUGAUCGAAAGCAAGGCGGUUCGACUGGGGGCUGAGAAUGGGACCACCAAGACGUGAGAUUGAGCCCGCAGCCGUUGUAAAAUUGUACCGGAAAAGAAAGACUUUCUCCUCCGCCAGCUUUCGGAGAGGGGCGGACGGAACAAUCCAGUUCUCUGAACAUACCGAUUAAGUGUAAUGCAUGUGUGACCCCACUAGAAAUCGAAAAUAAUAAUCCAUUGACUACUUACGGAGGAGCAUCAUCGUCAUCAGUCAUUGGCUAGGUUCUAGGAUCCACCAUACCAAAUUGUAAUCCUACUACAGGACAUACAUAGAUUUCUUGUUUAGAUUUAGGGUCGCCAAAUGAGGUAGCCGCGCUGUUCCAAAAAAAAAAAAUCUUCCUAGGGUUAAGGCCAAACUAUGUAAGAAUAGCAGUUAGAGUAGGUGAUCUCACCGAACAAAGUGCCAGAGAUUUACGAACCUUCAUACAAAUACAACAAUACAAAGAAGCAUCCGUAUCAACGAAGAGUUAAUAGACCUAGUGGACCACUUUCUCCAAGGGAGAAUCACUUCCUACUUUGUUUUUGUAUGCAACGAGCGUGAUUUAACGAGCUGGGAGGGGUUCCAUUUUUUGACAUUUUUACGCAAAGAACCGAUAUUCCAAUUAUAGGGUAUACACGCAACAAAAAAGACCUAACCGUUUUUUGAUAAUAGGGGAAACGGUAUAAAAGACAUUGUUAUAUGUAUGGAGUUGUUAUCUUUACUAAAAAUGGAAACCAUUGAUUGAUUGCAAUAAAACAGAAAUUAAACAAUAAAAAUGAAGUUGAUAACUAAAA
Aedes albopictus (Asian tiger mosquito) is the source of this 3223-nucleotide messenger RNA. RefSeq names its product protein peste (gene santa-maria). NCBI's taxonomy places the organism in Eukaryota, Metazoa, Arthropoda, Insecta, Diptera, Culicidae. Gene Ontology annotation, cellular component: cytoplasm; membrane. Gene Ontology annotation, molecular function: scavenger receptor activity. The record is from RefSeq and is a predicted model, not a curated record. The transcript has 8 exons. Bases 852 to 2468 code for a protein of 538 amino acids.